AUGCCAAAUAACACUUACUUGUUGCUUGUGGACCAAAUUUUAUUAGCUCUCUAUAUCAAACGCUGGUGUAAAUACGAUAGAUAUUGUAACGAAAAUUUAAAGUCCAUGAAGAGCCGUAUCAUACCGAAGGAAAUAAAACCCAAUUCUAAUAACUUAAAAUCAUCAAAGUCAUUAUGCAUUUUGGCAGGCUGCUCUCCACUUCAAUCAUGUUUUCAAUUUGAAGUGAAAGGAGUAGGCAUAUUUUGUGUCAAUAAAAUUUUUGGAUGUGAUUGGGAUGGGAAUUCGGCCAUUGGCAGCAUGAUGAGCGGCAAUGUAAUGGUUGAAUUUCUCCGCUUUCAGAACCAGUUGAAAAUAGGUUCGCUGUAUUUACCACGCUUUGCACUAAAUCACUUCCUCCCUCGUUCACCCAUAAAUGUGUUUCAUGGCAUUAAAGUACUGGAGAACUUCAAUUUAAUUUUAAGCAUAAGUCUAUGUUUGGUUGGAUUUUAG
Messenger RNA from Echinococcus granulosus, 489 nucleotides. RefSeq lists its product as hypothetical. The record is from RefSeq and is a predicted model, not a curated record. Lineage: Eukaryota; Metazoa; Platyhelminthes; Cestoda; Cyclophyllidea; Taeniidae. The transcript is spliced from 5 exons. The coding region runs from base 1 to 489 and encodes 162 amino acids.